CUGAAGAAGAAGAUCAGAAUUGAAGAUGUCAGGAGCACAAGGAGCGCAGCCAAAGGAGUCGAGAACCGCAACAACGUACGAGUCGGUUCCGCAGGAAGAGAACAAGACGCGACUCGACAUCCGGUCCCGCGAGGACGAGAGGGGAAUUGAGGUCGACAAGAUUCAGGACAAGGUUAAAGAUGCCGCCGGCAAAGGAGGUCCGGUUUUCGGCGCCGGUAAGGAAGACCACAAGGACGACCUCGGCCUCACCGGCACCGGCUAAACAAACCUACGUUAUUUAUUUAAUAAUCCUUUCAUGUAAAUCUAUCCGUCAGUUUAAUUUGCGUGUAUGUGCUAAGUUGAUCGGCGCCAUAGUUUUGUUACUUUGAACCAACUGAUCAACUUUUAUAUAUGUUACGGACUUACGGUGGUAAUAAAGAUGAAGAUUAU
Ipomoea triloba (trilobed morning glory) is the source of this 429-nucleotide messenger RNA. RefSeq lists its product as uncharacterized. NCBI's taxonomy places the organism in Eukaryota, Viridiplantae, Streptophyta, Magnoliopsida, Solanales, Convolvulaceae. The coding region runs from base 26 to 262 and encodes 78 amino acids. The record is from RefSeq and is a predicted model, not a curated record. The transcript has a single exon.